Messenger RNA from Phytophthora sojae, 360 nucleotides. RefSeq lists its product as hypothetical. The annotation marks the transcript as partial. Lineage: Eukaryota; Oomycota; Peronosporomycetes; Peronosporales; Peronosporaceae. The record is from RefSeq and is a predicted model, not a curated record. The transcript has a single exon.
UGGAGCAAGACGUUCCACGCCGCGUUAAGCUGGAGGCUACUGCUUUUUCCGCAGCCACGGGACAUCAAAGCAGAUUGGAAGCAACAACAUAAAACCAUUUUGCUACUAUGGAGAGUUCAUACAGCAAUUGUGUUCCAUGCUACAUGGCGUCUACGCAACGAUAUCCAUUUUGAGGAAGCAGCAACAGAGCAACCAAGCACUCAAGGUUUGAUGAGCUCAUUUCACCGACAUUGUCAAUACAUGUUCCUGCAUUCUGAAGAGCUGAAACUGGACGGUGAUGCAAUAAACUCGGUGCUUCAGCGACUUGGGUUUGAUGCACCCAAACCAAUUAGUUUACCCCAACAGGGUUGUCGAAUUUAA